Molecule: messenger RNA, 828 nt
Organism: Macrobrachium nipponense
Lineage: Eukaryota; Metazoa; Arthropoda; Malacostraca; Decapoda; Palaemonidae
Gene: mtSSB
Product: single-stranded DNA-binding protein, mitochondrial-like
Biological process (GO): mitochondrial DNA replication; positive regulation of helicase activity
Cellular component (GO): mitochondrial nucleoid
Molecular function (GO): single-stranded DNA binding
Source: RefSeq, a predicted model, not a curated record
GGGUAACCACACGUACUACUACUACAUCUAUUACUCGUGAGGCAUUCUGUGUAAUUUUGUAAUUUACUUUGAAAAGUGAAUUUCGUAACGUUGUAAUUUCUGUAAAGUGACCUCGUUGAUCCUUUUGUUCUCUCGUAGGUGGAACAUCCUCGAAUUGGUAAAAUAUGCUUCGAAAUGUUGCAAGACAGCUCCCCCUCCUUAGACAGUGUACCACAGCAUUAUGGACAACACAGAGAAACGCGAGCACUCCUGGAGAAUUUCCCCGCACACAAAGAGUAGAAAGACUGGAGAAAACAAUAAAUCAGGUUAUGCUCCUUGGACGUGUUGGAGCAAACCCAGAAAGGCGUGGAACAGAGGAGCAUCCAGUUGUGACAUUCAGUUUAGCAACUCAUACAAAUUACCGUAAACAGGAUGACUUGAUUCAGCAAACUGACUGGCAUCGGAUUGCAGUGUUCAAACCAUACCUUAGAGAUGUUGUAUAUCAGUACAUGAGUAAAGGACAGAGAGUCAUGGUUCAAGGCCGCCUAGGAUACCUGGAACGAAAGGAUCCUAAUGAUGACAGCAUCAUAAAAACAGCAACUAUUGUUGCAGAUGAGGUUAUAUUUUUCAAUAAGAGUGGUCAGGUAGAAGACAUGCAAGCAAUUUAGAGAUGUAACUACAAAAAUUCAAGGCACUUACAAAAAACUCCACAAAGCAGAUGUGACUGUCUUCUGUUUUUAUCAUGAACUGGAAACAUAGAAACCCUCUGUCAUCUGUCCUUACUGAAACUUUCUGGGAUGCUGCAAGGGCUUUAUUACAAUGUUUUAGUAAAUUAAGUUUGUACUUUUG